Messenger RNA from Eublepharis macularius, 1862 nucleotides. It is a transcript of the gene HMGCS2, whose product is annotated as 3-hydroxy-3-methylglutaryl-CoA synthase 2. The transcript is spliced from 10 exons. Gene Ontology annotation, biological process: acetyl-CoA metabolic process. Gene Ontology annotation, cellular component: mitochondrion. The coding region runs from base 68 to 1600 and encodes 510 amino acids. The record is from RefSeq and is a predicted model, not a curated record. Gene Ontology annotation, molecular function: hydroxymethylglutaryl-CoA synthase activity. Lineage: Eukaryota; Metazoa; Chordata; Lepidosauria; Squamata; Eublepharidae.
AACCCAGAGGAACCAGGGACUGUGCUUGCUUUUGCACUUUGCUUGAUUACCAAGCCAACCUGGGACAAUGUUCCGGCUUUUCAGCCAGACAAAGCGUUGCUUGCAGGUGAAACGGGGAUUGCAGACAUCGCUUUGCUCGGUUCAUUUUCCUGCAGCAGUACCACAGAGCAGGUUCUCUACAACAUCUAGCCCUACCCAGGCCCAGACCGUCUCCUCAUGGCCCAAGGAUGUGGGCAUCCUUGCUCUCGAGGUGUAUUUCCCUUCCCAGUACGUAGACCAGGUUGAGCUGGAGAAAUAUGAUGGGGUCGAGGCAGGGAAGUAUACCAUCGGCCUAGGCCAGAAGCAGAUGGGCUUCUGUGCUGCUCACGAGGACAUCAACUCCCUGUGCCUGACAGUGGUAAACCGUCUGGUGGAGAGAAACAGUGUUUCCUGGGACUCCAUUGGCCGGCUGGAGGUCGGCACCGAGACCAUCAUCGACAAAUCCAAAGCUGUCAAGACUGUACUGAUGCAGCUGUUUGAGGAUUCUGGGAACACCGAUGUUGAAGGAAUCGAUACCACCAACGCCUGCUAUGGAGGCACCGCUUCCCUCUUCAAUGCAGCUGACUGGGUGGAAUCCAGCUCCUGGGAUGGACGCUAUGCCUUGGUGGUCUGUGGGGACAUCGCCGUCUACGCUACAGGGAAUGCUCGGCCGACAGGUGGGGCAGGAGCGGUAGCUAUGCUGGUUGGACCAGAUGCUCCUCUGACUUUGGAGAGAGGUCUCCGGGGGACCCACAUGGAACACGUCUAUGAUUUCUACAAGCCAAACUUGGCUUCGGAAUAUCCUCUGGUGGAUGGGCAGCUCUCCAUCCAGUGUUAUUUCCGAGCUCUGGAUCGAUGCUAUGCCACAUACCGCAAGAAGAUUGAGAGCCAGUGGCAGAAAGCUGGGAUUAACAAGCACUGUACUCUCGAAGACUUCCAGUUCAUGAUCUUCCACACGCCCUUCUGUAAGCUGGUGCAGAAGUCCCUGGCACGAGUUUUGCUAAAUGAUUUCUUGGCAUCUCCCAAGGCUGAUGCUGAGAGCGCCAUCUACAAAGGAUUGCAGGACUUCAGGAAUGUGAAGUUAGAAGACACUUACUCCAGCAAAGAGGUGGACAAAGCUUUCCAGAAGGCCAGCCAAGAGCUGUUCCGCCAGAAGACUCAACCUUCCCUCUUCCUCUCCGCUCGCAAUGGCAACAUGUACACACCAUCAGUUUAUGGCUGCCUCGCAUCUCUCCUCGGGCAGUACUCUGCCCAAAAGCUAGCAGGCUCCAGAAUUGGGGUCUUCUCCUAUGGCUCAGGCCUGGCGGCCAGCAUGUUCUCCCUGAAGGUGUCAGAGAAUUCUGCUCCAGGCUCCCCUCUGGACAAGUUGGUAUCCAGCCUUUCAGAUUUGGGGGCUCGGUUGGAAUCCCGUAAAUGUGUCCCACCAGAGAAAUUUGCUGAAAUGAUGAAGAUCAGAGAGGACACUCAUGAUACGGUGGACCACACUCCUCAUGGGUCAAGCGAUGACCUGUUUCCAGGAACCUGGUACUUGGAACGAGUGGAUGACAAGAACCGUAGGAUGUAUGCUCGUAGACCGCUGUAGCAGAAGAAGAAGCUGCCGUCCGGAUAUUUGCAUACAGAGACAAAGGUCAUACCUUUACCAUCAGGAAACACAAGCAAACUGUUUGAAGAUGGCAUCUGGGUCCCAGUAACAUAGUAGAGUUUAUGAUGAGACCGAUUGGCUUGCGUGUAUUGCUGUGCUCCCUGGUUGUCUAUGGAGGAGGAAUCUACUUCUUCCUUUAUCAUCAUUUUGGACUGCCUUCUUUGCUGAAUUGUAUGGGUACAUUAAGUAUGUUAACAUUGAU